AUGAGGGUACGCCUUCGAUAUAUGAAAGUUGUGCUCUUAUUUGUGGUGACUUAUGGCGUGUUGAAAACGAUUUAUGCUUUGCAUUUGGCCCAGCUGCCGCAACUUCAGUUCCAGAAUGCAGUCAAACUCAAGUUUCAAUCAUGGUUUCAGAACAUUUUAGCAUCAGAUCUCGAGUUGGAAUCGAACGAAAUGUUUUUACGCCAUGUCGAAAAAGUGAGAAAGGAAAAACGAGCCCACGAUUGGUCCCUGGAAUUCUGGGACCUUGAUGAAAAAGUCAUUUCCAACCUUCCACUAGAGUUGAAGGUCCCUUCAUACUUUAGAGAUGAUGACCAGCGAAAACCAAUCUUUCAACCUUUUGAUCCCCGGUUCACUUUGGGAGUUUAUCUCUCAUACCUCAAUAAAAACCAAGGGCUGGAACCCGUACCGUUUCAUUGGAGUGACUGGGUCGACAUGGAAAAGCUCAAAAAGUAUAUUCUUCCCAAGAAGGACGGCAAGAUACGAUGCAGCUUCUUCGACAUAUCUAAUAAGGGCGAGUUGGUACAAGGUUCAGAGUUGCAGCCUGUACAAUCAUAUUGUCAAGAAGACUCUUCUAAUCCCCUUGGGUACAACAUCUUUGCAUUCCCAGGACCACAAAUGGUUCCAAACAAUGAGAUUUUGGGUAAAUCUUACUUGUACACUUCCGCACCUUCGCCCGUAAAGUUGGUAUUCUUGACCGAUACUUUGGGAUCCUACGAAGUUUAUGUUGCAGACCCCUCAAAUAAUGACUUGAAGCACAGUCUUCUUCAUAACGAUAUUGUCAAAAAACUAGAUAUUGACAAAGUCAACGUUUUGAACGAAUACAAUACCCUUGUCAAGACACACCCACCUCGUAAUAAGGAUGAGGUUAUGAAUGAUCCUGAAGUCACUAUUCCUCGGGAUGCUUUUGAUGUGGAUGUGAACUCUAUUCUCGACGGCUUAAAGGGCCGCGAUCUUAAUGUCAUGGAUGAUGCUUACCGUAAAUCCAUCGAGUAUUCCCACCAUGAAGAAGAUCCUCCAAAAUUCUUUCGCGAAGCAAAACUCUUGGAAAAACACCCUGAAAAGUGGUUGGGAGACCAUUAUGACUGGAGAUUUUUCAACGGGAUCACCGUUGGUAAUGAAGAUCAAAAACUUUCCUUGCACCAUUUGGUCAAGUCAUAUCUCAGUUUUGCCCGUCAACACGGGAUCAUUACAUGGAUCUCACAUGGUUCGUUGCUCUCGUGGUAUUGGAACGGUCUUGCGUUUCCAUGGGACACCGACAUUGAUGUUCAGGUGCCUUUAAGUGAGCUUCAUAAAUUGGGUAAGCGGUUCAACCAAUCUUUAAUUAUUGAAAAUGUUGGAACUUCUGAGGAUAAAUUCAAUGGAAUGGGUAGGUACUUUGUCGACAUAGGAUCGAGUAUUACCCACAGAAGUAAGGGCAACGGAAACAACAAUAUUGAUGGGCGGUUCAUCGACAUUGAUACCGGGCUUUACAUCGACAUCACAGCCCUAGCAUUGACCGACACAGAUACUCCACAACGAUACGAUUACUUAGUGGAGUCACAGCCUCAUAUUCGGAAAGCAUUAGAAGGGCUCAAAGACGACAAUGGAAACGUUAACUAUAGAGACAAGAAUCGAGAGCUCGAGGCGUAUAAUUGUCGAAACAACCAUUUUGCAACAUAUGACGAAUUAUCGCCUUUAGUUUUGACAUUGGUAGAGAACCUGUUGAGUUAUGUUCCCAGCAACUUUGUCAUGACUCUCAAUUAUGAGUAUAAGCUCAAUGCCCUCACUGACAAGAAUUACCGAGACUCAUUUUAUCUCAACAAUUUUCGCAUUUGGGUCAUCACGCAAAUUGUUCUUGAUUACCUUCAGGACCCUCAAAGAUGGGUGGAUGAGCAUAAAGCAUCGGGAGAUGACAAAAGUGCAGAGAAGAAAAAGAAGAGAGUGGCUGUCGACAAGGAAAAACGAGUUAUUUCCAACGUCGAGAAAUGGCGUAUCAACAAGUUGACCACUCAGGAUCAUGCCAAUUUGCUACAGCACGGACUGAUCUUUAAAGAGUAUGUCAAGACAAUGCACUUUACCAGUUAUCAUGAAAAGGAACUUGGACUUUUGAUGAAGCUGGAUAUCGCUGGAGUCACCAAACAUAUGGAGCAUUAUAAGCAUAAAGGAGAGUGGUUGAGAAGUGACUUGUUCAUGAGCAAGGUGAUGAGACAAAGGUUUGAUUUCGAGGAAGCCAUAGACGAGGUGUUCAAGUUGAUGGACCUCUAUGCAGAAGAAUAA
Molecule: messenger RNA, 2274 nt
Organism: Meyerozyma guilliermondii ATCC 6260
Lineage: Eukaryota; Fungi; Ascomycota; Pichiomycetes; Serinales; Debaryomycetaceae
Exons: 1
Coding region: 1-2274 (757 amino acids)
Source: RefSeq, a predicted model, not a curated record